UCCGAUUCCUUGUCCCCGCCUUUAACCCGAUCCGUGCCCAAACCCUAACCGUCUAAAACCCCGGGCCCCUCUCCGAUGGCCGCCGCCUCGCCGCCGCCCUCCCCACCCUCCGCCAAGCGCCCCAAGAUGUCCUCCUCCUCCGACCCGGAGGCCGACGCCGAGCCCACCUCGCCCUCCGCCGCCGGCGCCGACCCCGGGCAACCCCGCCGCCCCAGGUACAAGCGCCGCAAGGUCGCCAUCCUCCUCGGCUACUGCGGCGCCGGGUACCAGGGCAUGCAGAAGAACCCGGGUGCGCGCACCAUCGAGGGCGACCUCGAGGAGGCGCUCUACCAGGCGGGCGCCGUGCCCGAGGCCGACCGCGCCGCGCCGCGCCGGUACGACUGGGCGCGCGCCGCGCGCACCGACAAGGGCGUCAGCGCCGCGGCGCAGGUGGUGUCCGGACGCUUCUACGUCGACCCGCCGGGCUUCAUCGACCGCCUCAACGCCCAGCUCGCGCCGCAGAUCCGCGCCUACGGCUACGUGCGCGUCACCAACUCGUUCAACGCGAAGAAGUUCUGCGACCGACGGAGGUACCUGUACCUGCUCCCCGUGUUCGCGCUUGACCCCAGCGCGCACCCGGACCGCGAGGCCGUCAUGGCGAGCAUGGGGAGUGGAAGCGAGCUGACGAAGUGCCUGGAGUGUUCUGAGAGGGGGAGGAAGGUGCCUGGUGUCAUGGGCCGGGAGGGGAAGCCACCCAGCCCCGGGGAGAGUGGCGCUGAUGCUCCCGUGGAGGGAACUGUGGACAAUCAUGACGAAUCUGGAUCGAUUGGGGCUGCGAAAUGUGAUCCAACAAUUUUGGAUGGUGGAAACACCAGUGCCCAUGGGGAGCUUGGAUUGAGCAGCAACGAGAAGCUUGAUUUACCAGUCUCUGGAAAUGGAACUGAUUCUGGAAAUGCUGAGCUGGGAUCAAACAGUGUUGUCGAUGCUAUACCUUCAGCUGAUGCAGAUGCUUCAAUUGGCAAUGAGGAGGAUAAAGUUGAGGCCACAGCUACUGAAGAGAAAGUGCAAGGUAGCAAUGGAGAAGAGAAGCUGCCAACCAAGAGUGACUUCUCUUACACUGAUGAAGUGAAAGAAAGGUUCAACAGGAUUCUCAAGUACUAUGUUGGAACCCAUAAUUUCCACAACUUCACCACAAGAACUAAGGCAGAGGAUCCUGCGGCCAAAAGGUUUAUCAUUUCCUUUGCUGCCAAUCGUGUUGUUAGCCUGGAUGGAAUUGAUUUUAUCAGGUGUGAAGUUGUUGGCCAGAGUUUCAUGCUGCAUCAGAUCCGGAAGAUGAUUGGCCUUGCUGUAGCUGUGAUGAGGAACUGUGCACCUGAAUCCAUUUAUGAUGUCGCCUUUCGCAAGGAUGUCAACCUUAAUGUGCCUACUGCACCUGAGGUCGGGCUGUACCUAGAUGAAUGCAUGUUCACCUCAUACAACAAGAAAUGGAAGGAUUCACAUGAAGCAGUUUCCAUGGAACCUUAUUGUGAGGAGGCUGAAGAGUUCAAGGUCAAGUAUAUCUUCCCUCAUAUUGCGGCGAUGGAACACAAAGAGGGAGCUGUGGCUCUGUGGUUGCACUCAUUGAAUCACAGGAACUAUCCUGAUUUCCGCUACAUGGAAACUGCUGGUGCUGAGGCCAAGAUUGGUGCUGAAGUUGCUGCUGAUGCAGAGGCCAAGGUUGGGGCUGAAGUUGAUAGUAUUGAAGAAGUACAAAUGCCAAACGAUAAUGUAAGUGAGUAAAUCAAUUCUGCCGUGGGGCAUACAAAGCCGAGAGUAUAUCUGCUUCCUGUGUGCACUGAAAGAGGGACCUGAGACACUGCUUGUGGGAUGAAAUAAAGAAUGAAGAUGGUAUAUGUUCUCCAACGAAAUAUGAACAUCAAAAGGCUAAGGUGCAUGGCUAUAUGCAAUGGUGUUUUCUUUAGGCAAUACAUCGCGAUCCCUACAUUGAUCUUCCCAGAAAAGAAUUUAUAGGAUGAUUAAUCUUAUAUCUGAACUUAAUCAAUUGCUUCCAGACAAGUAUGGCAAAUGAUGGUGCCUGAAAAUGCUUCAGCAAUAUUUUUGUUUGCUGAAAUUAUUGUGGAUUCCCUAUAAACUAUAUUUCCUCUUAUAGCAUUCAUAUGUAUUUUCUUGCA
Molecule: messenger RNA, 2150 nt
Organism: Panicum hallii
Lineage: Eukaryota; Viridiplantae; Streptophyta; Magnoliopsida; Poales; Poaceae
Product: tRNA pseudouridine synthase A
Exons: 3
Coding region: 76-1758 (560 amino acids)
Biological process (GO): tRNA pseudouridine synthesis; mRNA pseudouridine synthesis
Cellular component (GO): nucleus
Molecular function (GO): pseudouridine synthase activity; RNA binding
Source: RefSeq, a predicted model, not a curated record